UCAGUCUGCACGGUUCCCUCAACCCGACCACAUCACAUCUCAGUUCGCCUCUUAUUCUUGAUUAUCACAUUCCAAACCUCUCUUUGAGAUGAAAACCGGAUUUGUUUUUAUAUGAACUGGAACAUUGAUAGUUUGAACUGGAGUGAAAGUGUCCAUUAUCGUCGAGACAGACUGUGUUAAAAUUUAAGAUAAUCUUAAUAAAAAAAGAGCCGUACUUUUCUCUAAAGUGACUUGAACAACUCAUUUUUAUGAGUUCCUAAUUGUUUAAGAAAUCAGUUGUAUUACAUACAAGCAAAAAUUUUAUGGAAUUGACCUUCGAGGAAGAAGGGGAGGAAGUUAUCAAGGCAUCUGCUUCUACUCCUGUGGCAAGCGAAAUUUACUUUGAAAAGUGGAGUCGACCUACCUUUCAAUAAUUGGUUCAACUUUGUCAUCAUCAAUGAGGAAUUGCAACCAGACGUACAUACGCAUUGUUAAUUGUGACUCUUCUCUGUAAUCUGGAGUCACAAAGCGUUUACCACAUCAAACAAGGAGACAUAUAACAAAGCCCAGAGCCGACCAAGCAGCAAGCAACCAACCAAUAAUACCAGAAGCCUAGAAAUAGAGAAAGUGAAUCAAAUUAGACAUCUUAAUCUCAUCUCACUUUAUAACCCAAUAUUACAACAUCAUAUUACAAUCAUUCCUCCAAUCUCGAAAACGAUCUGAUCCCCAUGAUAUCUGUCUCGCACAUGACACAUUAACUAUCUUUGUGUCCAUUCCCAUUAUAAUCGUCAUCCAUCACAGCAAUAAUAAUGGAGUGAGUAAGUGACUCGAGUUACGCAUAAUCAUGUUGCAAUUCAAGUGUCAGGAGAUCAGUUACUGUAAACGAUAGUGAUAUAAUAAUAAUUCGAGUGAGCCUGUACAGUUUCUUUGCCUCAAAAAAAUAAAGUGUAUGAAUUCAUGCGUAACUCACGAAACGAUGGACUCUCACGGUAAAUGGAGAAGGCAACAAAAUCCAUAAGGUUCACAAAGGGCCAGGACGAGGAUACGGAACAAACUCACAAACCGGAUUUUGUAAAUUGUGCAGUCACGCACCGUGGCUAUCCAUGCAUGUGCCAGUCAGAAGACCAUAUUGCAUAGCAUUGAAUGAUGCAAAUUUUUUAUAUUCAUGUGUCAUUCAAGUGUUAAACUGGUUUAGUUCUUGUGAAAAAAGAACAACUGCCCGACCAACAUACCCGUUAACUACGUAACACUCAUCAUUGAUUAAUUUCCCCCAUUUUCCUACCCUAAUAACAAAAUUAGAAAAAAAUAUUGAAUUAACAUGUCUGGCGGAAGUGCGAGUGUGAGGGUUAAGUCUUCCAGCAGUGGAGCUUUGUUAUCGGAGUCGGGAUCUACCCGCAGCACCCGUUUCCGGUUUCUAUCAUGGAGCCCUGAGACAUACAGUAUCCGCACAUUUCUAAACUCUUUCCCGCUCCCGAGGGUGGUACGCUUGACUAACUGCGAUGAAGCAAAUCUGCUGAAAACUCUAGUACUCCCCUCGGACGUUGAUAUCACUCAACCACUUCUGUUUUACAAAAAAUACAGACCUACAAAAUUAUUGGCCAAGUCCUUGAAAAUUCAGAAGAAUGGGAAAUGGAAAGAAGCCGGUCCAAGUGUCGUGAUUCCUGACUCCUUCCCAGGUUGGUUUACGCUUCUGAAUCAGGAGGGGAAGGAAUGUGCAAUGACACACACGUCUAUGGGCCAAGUUGCGGCGGCUAGAGUUCCUGCUUUCCUGACAAAGUUUGACGUGCCAGUUUACAAGUUAACCGAUUCCAAUGAACCGGACAACAAAUCAGUUUACUUGAGAUCCACAACAAGGGCUGGUUCGGUGCUACGCCUGUUGGGCGUCUGGGCGGACCUUGGGGGUACAAAUAAUAAUUCCUAUCCGUACCCACAGAAGACCAACUCCAAUUUCCUGACUGGCAGUUUGGGAGCAUUUGGAGGUCGGCUGAUGGCCAGAAGUCUUGCUUUGCAGAAUACGCAGCCACAACAAUUUCAAUAUGUCCAAUGUCUACAUGACAAUGAGGUGCUGUUCAUCCCAUUUUCUGCCACAGGAGUGUUUUACCCGAUAGCUCCACGCGGGGGACGCAACCCCCAACAUAUUUACCCACUUUCCGCCAUCGCAAAAAUUCACAGACUCCCACUUCGGAUAAAAAUGGUUUAUGGGGCUUUGCCUCCAAAUAUUCCUGACUUUACAGGGACACUUCAGUUGGAGCGAGUCGAUACGGAAGAAGUCGUGCUGGCCUGCACACUGAUGCGCGACAAACCCCUCCUGUUUGAAAUAGACUUAGACUGCGAUCUCUUCCUGUCUCAAAUGACAAGUGAAGAUUUAUUCAUCCAGUCCACUGGGUACCAGACUGCCUUCCAAUUCUGCAGAGGAGAAGCCGACAAUUGGAGACGACAAGUUCGCAACUAUCAGUUUGGGAGUAAGGCUGGGAAAGGAGGAACUGUCUCCGGUGCUUAUCUCCUCUCAGUCAAGGAAAAGAAUAAAUCGUUACGACUACGAGCAAAAACGCCAUCGUCAUCAUCCACACCGUCGAAACUAUCCCUUCUCUUCAGACCCUCAUCUGCCCCGUUUGGAUCCACCAAAGACCUACGGCGUACAAAAUCUUUCAACGUGGAGACUCAAAGCGUGUCCAUAUCACUGGAUGAAGACCAGGAAGAGGAGACAAAAAAGUUGUCAACACUUUUCAAUUUUAUGGCUGGUAGGAAAAACAAGAGCAAACAUCCGCCUCUUCGCCAACAAAUGUCCAGAGUAGGAGAGUGCAUGUUGAAUAAGAGGGAGAAAUCAUCAGAAUAUUUCCACUGCAAGGAAAUCCAUCCUCCACCAAUGUCAUUAGCGUUACAAGAAAAUGUACAAAAACAUGUAGAGGGGACCAGAAAUGCUCAUUCGCUUCACAUCAGCCAGCAAAAUCAUACGAAUAAUAACAACGCCUCCAACAAACUUCUCCUUCACGGCUAUAAUCAAUCCGUCCCUGAUGUUUUGUCCAACAAUAAAAAUCCACUCAUUAUUAGUCACAGCAAUCAAGAGCACAAAAACCUCUUGUUUUCGAGAAGCCAGCGUCACGUUCUCAGCCUGCACUGCAAUGGCGGAGUGGGAGGAGGGGGCACGAACAGCAGCAGUGGGUGCAGCUCUUUGGGAAACUUGAGCUAUGGGAACUGCAGCCUGAGUCUGAGUCCCAUUCCGCCGUGUGGGAGCGGCUCGUCCAGUGGGAACUCGUCGAGCGGGGGGAAGGGCAGUCCGGACGUUCCGUACGGCACCGUGGCGGACGACGUCGGAGAAGAGGAAAAUAUUUACUCUGAGAUAGCGGACGCACUUACGAUGAAACUCAGUCUUAAUCCGAUACACCAAAUGGGCCUUAAUUUCCACCACCAUCACCGGCAGCAGCUGUCGAAUAUGAGCAGUCUCAUGAAGGGUGGGGGUGGUUCAGACGGAACGUUUUCUGGAACGCUGUCCGGAACGUUUUCUUCGUCCAAUCCGUCCAAUAGAGAUGAUGAUAUAUACGAUGCAGUAUUUUAAAUAAUGAUAAUUUGGCAAGAAAAAUAUAUUAUGUAUUGUGGAUUUAAGUUUUAUGUAUGCUGUCACAAUUAAUCUUUUCAUAACUAAUUUAGCUAUGUAGUAAUAUUCAGAGGCUAGAUUAUAAUAGAUUAAGAUUCCAGUCAAUUCAUUCGCUUGUGCAGACAAAAAAACAAAGAAUGCAUGACUAAAAAAUAAAAUAUGAAUUGUUUUGUAUAAUUUGAUGUACAUAAAUAAAUAUAACAGAAUGUUCAACGCGUUACAUACAAA
This is a messenger RNA of Folsomia candida, 3802 nucleotides long. RefSeq lists its product as uncharacterized. The record is from RefSeq and is a predicted model, not a curated record. The transcript is spliced from 9 exons. NCBI's taxonomy places the organism in Eukaryota, Metazoa, Arthropoda, Collembola, Entomobryomorpha, Isotomidae. The coding region runs from base 1298 to 3535 and encodes 745 amino acids.